Molecule: messenger RNA, 774 nt
Organism: Stylonychia lemnae
Lineage: Eukaryota; Ciliophora; Spirotrichea; Sporadotrichida; Oxytrichidae
Source: the annotation of a GenBank genome assembly
AUGGACUAUUUCAGCAAGCUACAACACUGGGUUACAAAAAAUAAAUACCAAUGCUUCUAAUAAUCAGCAGAGGACCUAUUUUUAAAAGUAGAUAUUUUCGAUUUUUCACUUAAAAGAAAAGUUAAGAGCGACCUAGACAAGGUUAAGGAGGAAAUGAAUCAGCUUAAAUAGGAUAAAGUUAAGUAGGAUUUGAAAAUCAAAAUGUUUAACAUGCAAUUUUUCUGCUAUUGGAGAGAUUAGUAAAAGGAUCUGAUAUAAAGGAUUCAUUUCGACAACACUAUGAUUUAGGACAUUUCUUAGCUUUACUUUACUAUUGAGGGCAAUGGCUUUUGCUUCUAAGGCUAAAAUGCAGUUCAGUCUAUUCAAUAGGACAAUAUCUCUGCAUUUUUGGAGGAGAGUAUAUUAUCUGAUGAGGCAUCUGGAUCAUAAUUUGGAUUUUGCAAAUAACCUGGAGGUAACAUUGGUUUAUCAUAGGCAAUCAGCAAUCCUAAUCCCUCUUCAAAUCAGAUGACUUAUUGUAUCGGCCUAAAAGAAUAGCUUAGCCAAGAAAUUAAUCAUAGCAUUGACAUAUAACUUAGCGGGGAAAGAAAUAAAAAGCUAUUCUAGGUAAUAAUAUUUGGGCCAGGGUGCAAAAGCCCAAUGAUAGUUAAGAUGUCUAGAGAAGUAUUCAAAAGAGAUAUCAAUGCUAGCACUCAAACUUAUUAUUAUCCUAUUUAGGUUAGCGUUAGAAGCGAACAAAAGUAUAGCAUUUACAUUCCAAGAAUAUUUAAUUGA